This is a messenger RNA of Musa acuminata AAA Group (dessert banana), 2139 nucleotides long. RefSeq names its product endoglucanase 7-like. The transcript is spliced from 3 exons. The record is from RefSeq and is a predicted model, not a curated record. Gene Ontology annotation, biological process: carbohydrate metabolic process. Gene Ontology annotation, molecular function: hydrolase activity, hydrolyzing O-glycosyl compounds. Bases 253 to 1953 code for a protein of 566 amino acids. NCBI's taxonomy places the organism in Eukaryota, Viridiplantae, Streptophyta, Magnoliopsida, Zingiberales, Musaceae.
UGCCAUGGAGGAAUCAAAAUGGAGCCAAUGGUUAGUCCACAACAGUACAGAGAAGGUAAAGAAGCAUGCGUUCCUCAUUUCCUAUUCUAAUUCGGAUGCAUCGACAUGGUCACAUUGGAGUCAAUGGAAGAAGCCAUGCUCGGUGAGCAAAUUGGGCGAUAAAUAGGCGGUGGAUCAAAAUGGCCACCGAUUACUGAGCCCCAUCUCCCUCCCUCCCUCCCUCCCCUUCGAUCGAUUCGCUUGUUUGUGGUGAUGGAGAAGGUAGGAGACACGAGGAGCAUGUCAAGGAGGCUUGUUGCUUUGGUCCUGUUGUUGCUUCUGCUUCCCACUACCUCCCGAGCCGCGUCGGAGUACAGGGAGGCCCUCGCCAAGAGCCUGCUCUACUUCGAGGCGCAGCGCUCCGGCCGCCUCCCCUACGACCACCGCGUCUCUUGGCGCGGUCACUCCGGCCUCACCGACGGUCUCGAACAAGGGGUUGACUUGGUUGGAGGAUACUACGACGCAGGGGACAAUGUCAAGUUCGGGUUGCCGAUGGCGUUCACCGUAACGAUGCUGUCGUGGAGCGUGGUGGAGUACGGCGGCGAUAUCGCGGCGGCCGGAGAGCUGAAGCACGCGUUGGAGGCCAUCAAAUGGGGGACUGACUACUUCAUCAAAGCCCACACGCAUCCUAACGUUCUCUGGGCGCAGGUACGUAUUGCGACACAUCCGGUGACGACGACUUCCAUCUCCAUGGAGGCAAACCAUGAACGAGUCAGUCGUCUUCUCGUUGGAUUAGGUCGGGGACGGCGACACCGACCACAGCUGCUGGCAAAGGCCAGAGGACAUGACGACCUCGAGACAAGCGCACAAGAUCGACGAGGAGCACCCGGGGUCGGAGGUCGCAGGAGAGACGGCUGCGGCCAUGGCGGCGGCGUCCAUAGCGUUCAAGGAGACCAAUCCACAUUACUCUCACGUCUUACUACACCACGCUCAACAGGUCGGCUUCAGCACCGCUCGUGUGUGAUGCCUCCACGACCAGCUUCUGAUCGAAGAAUCCUUCUUCUGGGGUUGCAGUUGUUCGAGUUCGGCGACAAGCACAGGGGGAGGUACGACGACAGCAUCGGGGCGGCGAGGAGGUAUUACCCGUCGGGGAGCGGCUACGGCGACGAGCUGCUGUGGGCGGCGCUGUGGCUCCACCGGGCCAGCGGGAGGGAGGAGUACUUGAAUUACGUGCUGGACAACGCAUACGACCUGAACGGUGCUACGUGGGCGAUCUCUGAGUUCAGCUGGGACAUCAAAUAUGCCGGUGUUCAGAUUCUUGCUUCCAAACUGUUGAUGGAGGGAGGAAGAGAUCUACGAGAGGAGCAAGUGAGCAUAUUGGAGCGGUACAGAGCAAAAGCACAUCACUACUUGUGCUCUUGUCUCAGCAUGAACGACGACGAUAGCGGCAGCAACGUGGCCCGCACACCCGCCGGCCUCCUCUUCGUCCGCCGGUGGAACAACAUGCAGUACGUGGCGGGUGCCGCGUUCCUCCUCGCCGUCUACUCCGACUACCUCGCUGACUCCGGGGAACUCCUCCACUGCCCGCGGGGCUCCUCCGGCUCCCAGGACCUUCUCUCGCUCGCCAAGUCCCAGGUGGACUACGUCCUGGGGUCCAACCCCAGGGGCAUCAGCUACCUGGUGGGGCACGGUGGCAGGCACCCGAGGCGGGUGCACCACAGAGCCGCUUCGAGUGUGUCCUACAAGGUGGACCGGGCGUUCGUCGGCUGCACGCAGGGGUUCGACGAGUGGUACGGCCGGGGGGGCGAUAACCCGAACGUUGUGGUGGGAGCGCUCGUCGGAGGCCCCGACGACAAGGACGAGUUCAGCGACGUGAGAGGGAACUACGUGCAGACGGAGGCAUGCACGUACAACACGGCGCCCAUGGUUGGAGUCCUUGCAAAGCUCAGUGCAAAGCUGGAAGAGCAGCAAUGACUUGACUGUUGAGAGGAGCACAAAUAUUUCUUUUCUUCUUUGGUUCCUUAAAGAGAAUAGAAGUUCAAAUGUAAAGAUAGAAGAAAUAUGAUACUCGCUUUGAUCCGACAACAAAUAUGAACGAGAGAUACAUAUACUAAUGCUACAUAGUCUCACAUGGAAUAUGAGGGCAAUCAAAGUAUGAAC